Molecule: messenger RNA, 1425 nt
Organism: Rosa chinensis
Lineage: Eukaryota; Viridiplantae; Streptophyta; Magnoliopsida; Rosales; Rosaceae
Product: F-box/kelch-repeat protein At1g15670
Exons: 1
Coding region: 249-1316 (355 amino acids)
Biological process (GO): regulation of phenylpropanoid metabolic process; negative regulation of cytokinin-activated signaling pathway
Molecular function (GO): protein binding
Source: RefSeq, a predicted model, not a curated record
AAAGCCUUAUCUUGGGUCCACUCUCCCUCCCAUAGCCAAACCCAAAGCUAAAGCUAGAAAAAAAAAAGUUAUUCGCCUUCUAGAAGGCUAACCUGGAUUCUUUUCCAGCAUCUGCUUUUGCUUCGUGAGAGAGUAAUUGAUUUCCCAUUCACAUUUUCCAUCAUCUCCUCUCUGGUUCUAUAAAUACCCAAAACUUUCAUGGCCUCCAGCAACCCACACCCACAAAAAAAAUAUAAAGACACCUUUUGAUGCAUAAAAAUCAAUUCUCGGCUGAAAUGGGGAUUCCUAAAGUCCCCGAGUGGAUUCCGGGCUUGCCGGAAGAGCUCGGCCUCGAGUGCCUGACCCGGCUUCCGUACUCGGCCCACCCCACCGCCUCCCGGGUCUGCCGUCCGUGGCGGUCCUUGCUCGAAAGCGAGGAGUUCUAUCGCCACAGGAAGCAGAACGGGUACACCCGAAACGUGGCGUGCUUGGUCCAGGCCGUUGCGGUCGCCGUCGAAUUGAACACGGGCCCCAAAUCGGGUGCCGGAGGCUCGCCGAGUUACGGAAUCGCCGUGUUCGACUCGGUGAGUGGGACCUGGGAGCGGCUCGACCCGAUUCCCAAGUACCCGAAUGGGCUGCCGAUGUUUUGUCGGGUGGCGAGCUGCGAGGGCAAGCUGGUGGUGAUGGGCGGGUGGGAUCCGGCGACGUACAAGCCGGUCACCGACGUGUUCGUUUACGAGUUUACGACGUGUCGUUGGAGGAGGGGGGCGGCAAUGCCGUCGAAGCGGUCGUUUUUCGCGAUCGGGUCGCGCGGGAGUCGGGUCUACGUUGCGGGCGGGCACGACGAGAGCAAGAACGCGCUGAAAUCGGCGUGGGUUUACGACCUGAGGCGGGACGAGUGGGCCGAGUUGACUCAGAUGAGUCGGGAGCGGGACGAGUGUCACGGGGUGGUGAUCGGGGACGAGUUCUGGGUGGUGAGCGGGUACGGGACGGCGAGCCAGGGAGCGUUUGAGGGCGGAGCGGAGGCGUUGGAUCUCGGGUCGGGUCGGUGGAGGCGGGUCGAGGGCGCGUGGGAGGAAGGGGAGUGUCCGAGGGCGUGUGGGGGUGGAGUUGGGAGAGAUGGGAGGCUGGUGAGUUGGGCCGAGUUUGGCCCGGCGGUCCGGGUCGGGACCCGUGGGGUGAAUCUCGGGUCCCGGGUCCUGGUGAUGGGUUCGGAGUACGAUGGCGGGAGCCAAGGGGUAUUCAUGAAGGAUGGGCAAAAUGGUAAAUUAGAGAGGGUUAGUGUGCCUGAAGAGUUUUCUGGGUUUAUUCAAUCAGGCUGUUGCGUUGAGAUUUAGAAUUUAAGGAUAUAUGACAAAUUGAUACAUGAGUAUGUAUAAUUUUGAGAGGAGAAUGUGGAAUAUACUUUCAUUUUAAUUUUGAUAAUUUUAGUUUUGAUAAUGUUAA